Lycium barbarum (goji berry) is the source of this 1176-nucleotide messenger RNA. RefSeq lists its product as uncharacterized. Gene Ontology annotation, molecular function: RNA-DNA hybrid ribonuclease activity; nucleic acid binding. The coding region runs from base 1 to 1176 and encodes 391 amino acids. NCBI's taxonomy places the organism in Eukaryota, Viridiplantae, Streptophyta, Magnoliopsida, Solanales, Solanaceae. The record is from RefSeq and is a predicted model, not a curated record. The transcript is spliced from 3 exons.
AUGGAGCAUGAGAUCUGGUGGCAGAUUAAGAGAGGUACUACUAAUGUAUGGUAUGAGAAUUGGACCAAAUUGGGUGCUCUACUUUAUGUAGUUCCUAUUGAUUUCCCCUUAAAUGAAGAUUUACAAGAUGUGGCAGAACUUAUAGAGAAAGGUGGUUGGAAAGACCAUUUGCUUAGUCAAUACAUUCCAACAGACAUAGGGGAGCACAUCAGGGCAGAAAUCCAUAUAGAGGAGUUGGAAGGAAACUGGGAUAGACCUUGGUGGAGGCCUAAUAGCAUAGGAACAUUUACUGUAAAUAGUGCAUGGAACAUAUUGAGGCAGAGGAAGCAGGAAGUAGCAUACUUUAAACAUUUAUGGAUUAAGGGUGUGCCAUUCAAAAUUUCAUUCUUUCUGUGGAGGCUUUGGAAAUCUAUCCUACCUACAGAUGAUACAUUAAGGAGGAUAAGGAUUCCUGUGGUUUCAAGGUGUUAUUGUUGUGCUAUUCCAAAACAGAAGGAUAUUCAACAUCUUUUCUUAACUAGUCAAUUUGCUUCAGAGGUGUGGAAUGUGUUUAGGCAAGCAGCGGUGCCUGCUAUGAUCACAUGGGAGUUGUGGAAGAGAAGGAACACUAUUAAACAUGGAGGAAAGGUGAGCCUUAAUAAAGUAGUACAUGAGAGGUGGUACAACUGCAAUAUUGAUGGGGCAUCUAAGGGUAAUCCUAGGCCUAGUUCUUAUGGUUUUUGUGUGAAAGAUUGGCAGGGGAAUUUGAUUUAUGCAGAAUGUAAGGAACUGGGGAUUAACUCUAAUGUUUUUGCUGAGGCAAGAGCUAUGAUGAAAGGGUUGUUGUAUUGUGUAACUCAGGAACUACACCCAUUGAUCUUGGAAACAGACUCUUUACUAAUGAAGAAUGUGGUUGAUGGUGUAUGGGAGAUACCAUGGUGUGUCAUCACAGAGAUGGAAAGAAUUAGAAAAAUGAAGGUUGAGUUUAAUGUGAUCAUACAACAUGUAUACAUAGAGGGGAACACACUGGCAGGCUUUUUAAUUAACCUAGCUUUUGAUUUUGCAAGUACACAAAGCUUUAGCUCAUUUGCGGAAUUACCUAGUACAGGAAGGAAGAUUUUAAAUCUGGACAAACGUCAAGUCCCUAAUCUCAGGAUCAGGAAUGCUAAAAUUGCAGAACAUAUUGGUGAACCUUGA